Messenger RNA from Bemisia tabaci, 8633 nucleotides. It is a transcript of the gene Dp1, whose product is annotated as satellite-binding protein 1 Dp1. NCBI's taxonomy places the organism in Eukaryota, Metazoa, Arthropoda, Insecta, Hemiptera, Aleyrodidae. The record is from RefSeq and is a predicted model, not a curated record. Gene Ontology annotation, molecular function: mRNA binding.
UUCAUACUAGACAGUACCUCUAGAUGCUCUAGCCGAGGUGCUCCUUGCUCCAGCCGUGAAUACAUCGUUAGCCACAGUCUUCACACUUUUCACUUUAAAAAGUGCACAUUAACACAGUCAAACUGGAGUGGUCUUAGUCAACAAUCUCUGAUUCCACGGACUUUUCGGACUAUCGCAAAGCUUUAACCCACGAGUGAGGACCUGCAAACUAAAAGAUGCAACAAGAAGAGAAAAAUGUCUCUAGUGCUGAGGCGGGCGAAUACGCCAAGAUGUUUCCAGCAAUGCCAACCACCAAGGCCAAGAGUCAUCAAAACUCUGGAUCCAUCCAAGGCAACGGGCACAUGAGAGUUGGUCCUAGAGAAAUAUCCAAGACUCUGGUUGUACCAUCUUCAGAUCGAAAGCUGGAUCAAAGUGAUAAGUUUGGUGAAGGUGAGAGAAAGCCAAAUGACAUUGCCAAAGACACCAAGACGAAAAUUGAAAUGUCUAUUUCUAAAGACCAUUCCUUGACUUUCGUCAUCUCUGGGACUCCUGCUAGUGUCAAUGAUGCUAUCCGCAAGAUCUUGAAACAAUACAAAACGCAGAAAACCAAAAGCAUUUCUGUGCCAAAAGAAUCCUAUCCCAUGAUAAUGGGGAAAAACGGCCAGCGCCUUAAGGACUUAGAGAAAGAAACUGAGACUAGAAUCACCAUCCCAGGCCACAAUGACAAAUCAGAUCAAAUCCUUGUUGUUGGUGCCGCUGAGAACAUUGAAUUAGCUUGUGCAGAAAUUUUGAAAAUCAGCGAAGAGCAGGCUAAAAAAGCUUCAGUGAAAGUCGAUAUUGACCGCAAGAAUCAUCCUCUCCUAUGCGGUGCUGAUAAUGAAUUCAUUGAGGCUUUGCAGAUGAAGAGAAGUGUUAAAAUCAGCGUGCCACCCGCUUCCAAGAUAAAGGCCGAAUCAAAAGAGGAUUACAAAGUCGUUACCUGGGUCAUCAAAGGUCAUCGAGAGGAUAUUCAAGCUGUUCAAAAGGAACUCUUGGCUCGCCAGGAAGAGUUGAAUAAAACGUGCAAAACAAUGAAGGUACAAGUACCAGUUGAGCAGCACCGUUACGUCGCCGGUCACAAGGAUAGCGGGCUCAAUGAGAUUCUUCGAGAAUGUAAAGUCUCCGUUGAAAUGCCCCAUGAAGGAGACACUGAUGGCAGUGUAACAUUGUACGGGCCCAGAGACAAUCUAACUAAAGCCAUUGAAAAAGUGCACAACAGAGCAAAAAGCAUGGUGUCAGCCAAAGUAAGCUGUCCUCAGUGGAUUUUCAAGUACAUAAGUGGACCAAAAAGCAACAAAUAUAUGGAUCCCAACCUUGAUUUGUCUCAGGUUCAUAUGAGUUACACGGAGGAUAACAACAAAUCUGGCUGGUUGAAAUUUGAAGGACCGACAACUCGAAUCUCAGAAGUCCAAGUUGCGUUGGAUGAAUUGGUGACCGAACUGCGGAACAACCUUUGCUACGAGGAGUUCCCUGUGGAUGCGAAAUAUUACAAGCACAUCAUCGGAAAAGGUGGUUGCAACAUCAACCGUGUUCAGGAAGAAUAUAGCGUUGAUAUCAAUAUCUCAGACUCUCACAUAAUCAGAAUUGAGGGAGAAAAACAAGGUGUUGAAGGCGCGAAGAAAGAUAUUGAAGGCAUGAUCUUCAAGAUCGAAAAUGAAGUUGAAGAAGAUAUGAUAAUAAGCGCCAAACUCCACAGAGAUUUGAUAGGAGUUCGCGGAGGGAGUAUCAGGGAGUUGAAGGAUAAAUUUCCGUCAGUCAUCAUUAAUAUUCCAUCGCAGACGGAGAACUCGGAUGUGGUGAAACUACGCGGUCCCAAGGAUGAUGUCAAGAAGUGCAGGAAAGCCCUCGCAGAUGCUGUCAAAGAAAUCGAGCGCAAGAACUAUUGCAAGGUGGUCACCAUCUUCAAAGACUUCCACAAAAACAUCAUCGGGAAAGGUGGUGCCACCAUCAAGAAGAUACGUGAAGACACAAAUACCAAAAUCGAUCUGCCUAAAGAGACAGAUAAGAGUGAUGAUAUUAUCAUCAGAGGUGUCAAGGAAGAUGUUGAACGAGCAGCUCAGCAAAUUUUAGCUAUCCAAAACGAAAUGGCAGCAUUUGCCACAGAAGAAGUACCUAUUCCAAAAAAAGUGCACACUCUACUGACAGGACCAAAAAAGAGGCUGGUGCAAGCAAUCAAAACGGAAUGUGGAAGUGUCACAAUAAAAUUCCCCCCAGCUGAGAGCAAAAGUGAUAUUGUUACGAUUCGCGGAUUGGACAAAGAGGAUGUGAAACGUGCCAGAGACAUGCUCAUGGAACUAGCUGCAGAAACAGAACAGGCCAGCUUCACAGCAGAAUUGAGAGUGAAGCCAGAACAUCAUAACUUCAUAAUCGGGCGCAAAGGCAUGAACGUGAAAAGGUUGAAAGAGCUUACCGGAGCAAAGAUCCUGUUCCCAGACAGGAAUGACGAAGAUCAGGACUUAAUUACAAUCAUGGGAACGGAGGAACAAGUGGCGAAAGCAAAGAAGGAGUUGGAAGUAACAAUUAAAAAUAUUGACAGCAUAGUAGAAGACUCCAUUCAAAUUGACACCAAACAUCAUAGGCAUUUCACCCGAAGGAUAAUCGAACAGAUUCAAGACGAGUGCGGAAAUAUUAAGAUAACUUUUCCUCGCAACGAAGAAUCAUCAACCAUCCUGAUUAAAGGGCCAAAAGACGGCGUGGAAAUGGUCAAACAGAGGCUCCAAGAAGAAGUCCAAGACUUGGAAGAAAGAAUCACAAUUGAGUUUACGAUACCUCAUGAUGUCAUUAGAAAAGAAAGGCUACCAGAUAUUCAGCGUGAUCAUAAUGUAACGAUAAAAGUACUCAACUUUUUAUCAGUUGCCGACGAUGGUGUGCCCCAUGGUGAAGGUCAAGUGAACGGUGAUGUGCACAACGAAUCUCAAGACAGCUGUGAUACUAUCUCCAUCUGGGGUCGACCGGAGAAUUGUGAACUGGCCAAGCAAGCCGUUCUUGACCUCAUCCCGAUCGAGAAAGAGCUCAAUGUGCCAUUUGAAUACCAUAGCUCGAUCAUUGGGAAGGCAGGAAAGAACAUCAACCAGAUUAGAGUCGAGUGUGGGAAUGUCCGAAUUGAAGUGCCUAAAGCUGACCUCAGGUCAAACAUAAUUAAAAUCCGAGGCCGCCGCUCAACGGUUGAGCAGGCUGUUGGAUUAAUCGAGGAACAAGUAGCUAAUUUGAUAGCGGAAAAGGAAAAGAAAGUUGCCAAAUCCUUCUCCAUGACUUUAGACAUCGACCCAGACUAUCACUCCAUUAUCAUCGGUAGAAACGGGUCAAAAAUAAAUGAAAUCAGACAAAAAUAUGACACGCAGAUCAGCUUCCCUCGUAAAGGCGAACAUGAAAGCCACAUCACAAUUGUUGGGUUCGAAGACCAGUGCAAGGCAGCAGCUGAAGAAAUUCAACAUAUUGUUGAUGACUUGAAAAACCUAGAAUGUGAAGAGCUGGAUGUUGAUGAGAGGAUCAUUGCCCGACUGAUAGGUGCUAAAGGUCGAAACCUGAGUCGAAUUCAAAAUGAUUAUAAGGUGACAAUAUUAUCGGUAAAGCGCGAUGGCUCCAAUAAAUUGAUUGUCUAUGGCGACAAUCCUGAUAAUGUUGAGGAUGCAAUUGAAGAGUUGAGGAGUAAACAGGAUGAUUAUCUGGAAGAUGUUGCGCAUGAUGUUCGAAGUUCUAGUUCACAUAUGAAUAAUUCCAACCCAAACCCAAGUAGGGGUGACAGCAGCGGAUUUGUUGUAAAAGGGGCUCCUUGGGACAAAGACAAGAGCCAAAAGACACCCGAAUUAGAUAGUCAAAGGGACUUUCCCUCAAUGGGGAAAGAUACCGCAAGUGUGCCUUCAGGAGGAGCUUGGGUUCAGCGUUGAGUCUGAACCGUCUCAUGAUCCUCUAAUUCAAUAUCAAUAGUUGUGCUAAAAAAUGAAUUUUUUUCUACAUUGUCAUCCAAAAAUUAUUUUAUCAUGUUGUGCAUGAAGUUGGUCUCCAGGAGUUGAGCUUGUACGAUUGGAGUUCUUUCAUGAAGACUCCCAAGUCGGCGAAUCUUUUUCAAAAAAUUUUAUUGAUGCAGAACUCUUGCCCCUCCAAUCCUGUAAGUUUCACUUAAAAUUUUGCUCUUGAUACACGCAUCACUGUAAAAAUACCGGAAAAUCAAGUAUUUUUAUUGUUUUUCCCAAUCAGUGAAGAUUACUUCAUGGGUUAAAUCUGCCUCUGAUGAUUAAUUACAAAACUGGAUUCGUUUAUUUUCUUUUUUCUUUUUUUACUUCGAAAACAGAUGAGAAUUAUUUCUCCUCUUCCGUUUUCUUCAUGCCAUGAAGGCAGUAGCCUUAGUUCCCCUGACUUUGUUGCAAUGUAUAGGUAUGCUGCUUUUAUACUCGAAUGCUUUGAAAUUGCUCAAUGAAUCAAGCGUAAAUGAAUGAUUCUUCUUUUGUAGGUUGCAAGAACCCUUUGUGCUUUUAGUAGAAGAUUCAAAUUAUAUUUGGGUCAACCCCCCGUACUUUUUUUUAUAUUUUUUCUAUCUCUGAUUGAUACCUCUCCUCGGUCCACCGACUGGUGUAAUCAACGUUUAACCACUCUGCAAGAGCUAAGAAUUUCAUUUUUUAAAUCCAAAAUUUUCACCUGAACAUUGUAGCAUUGACUGAUUGUUGUUUUAUAUUCAUCCUUUUAUUUUUCCUUUAAUUUUCGAAUUUUUUGUUUUUGUUUUGUCUCUCUGUUUCUUCCUUUCUUUCUCUCUCUUGCUGUUUAUUUGUUAUAAUUUUUUUGUGAAACUUUGAAAAUGUAACACCAUCAGUCUGCAGUCUUUCUCAUGAAAUAAGAACAGGCGCUGAUGGUGGAAUGUUUUCAACUUACAUCUUUGAUGAUAGUUUUUGUGUAUCAUUUUAUUGUAGGGUUAGAUGGAAGAAGAUAAAAGAAAAUUAUGUACAUAAUACCGGACAACUCAUUUAGUACUUUAAAAACCAAAAAAAACCAAAAAACAAAAACACAAACAAAAAAAAAACCAAGAACAUCAACCUAGAGAAAGAUAAAAUCAUAUCUUUUUAGAGUACAAUCAAUUUUAGCAAUAUCAAUUAUUUUCUUUCUUGUUCUUCUCAGUUCUAAAAUAAGCCAUAGGAUUUUGCAAAAAAUAGAACAUUCACUCAAACCGAAUUAAACUUUAUUGGAAGGGUUGAAAAGUUCCCCUUUCUAUAUUGUUUUUUUUUACCAAAAACCAUUGUUUUGUUUUGUUAGUGGUUGGAGUUUACAUAUUGUCUCUUUCUCUUUCUUAAAAGGAAAUAAAAUUAGCAUGUUAUGGUUUGUUUUUAAUUUUAUCAAAGAACUGCUAAUCAUUAUUGUGUGUAACAAAAGCGUUCAUUGUGUUUGUCACACUUUGUCCCUCCAGGGAAGAAGUCAGCAGAAUUGCUCAAAUUUGAUCGCCGGUUGUGGUGAUUGCUUCCCGAUAGUGGCUGAUUUUUUCAGUGGAAUCUUAGUUGGGGUAGCUAAUUGCAUGGUUCUCAUUGUAAAUUGUUUCAAUCAAUGCUUCCAGGAAUCAAUUGCAUGGUCUUUUUUCAAAGUAGAUAUGAUAAUUUUAACUUCUCUGGUCUACUUUCAUCUUUUCUCACUAACAAGAAGAAAGGAAUGGGGGACAAGCAGUCUUUUUUAUUACUUAUUUACCUUCCCUGAUUAAUUCACUUUAAUUUUUAAUUAACAAUUCUCCUCUCUCUUUUUGCACAUAGAAAAUUCCAGUUGAAACGUUUUUUUCAAUGGGCGAAAGAUGUUUCUGUCUGUCAGCUUUGAUUUACUCAUUUUGAAUAAUUGCAAUUUUCAAUCCAACGUUGCAAAUCAGGUCAGAGGUGACAAGGAUGUGGUUAGUGAAAAUUGUCAACCCAACAUUUUGUAUCAGGAAAGCAUCUCAGACCGCUGUACCUUGCUGCAUAUGUUAUAACUAGUGUAACAAAUGAAGAACCCUCAAAAUUCCUGUGCAAAACUGGAAUACAAAGAGGCUGAAAGUUGAGCCAAGAGUGUACGAUAAAAUCCAAAUUCAGAGGGAAUAAUUCUAAAAAUAAAUUCUAAAAAGUAAUUUGAUCAGAGAUCACCUUUGUUUUUCUCUAAUUGAAUAUCAGCAAAUACUCUCGCUUCUACUUAUGUGGUAGAAUUGAAUUAGUUGACGAAAUUUAAUCAACAUGCUGGAGUCUAAACAGGCAGUAAACUGUGAUUGCUGUCCAAUUUUGGCUUGUAUGGUUUUGGUCAUUUUCAGAAUUUACUUUCUUUGAUAUUUCAAAACUUCAUGGAGAUUGAGUCAGGAUAAGUUAAUUUUUCAACUUUAAGCUGUCACAAGGAUCUCCAUGAGGUUAUUUAAACUGUCACGCUGAGUUAUGGUAGUGAAAGAUUAUUUUAAAUAAAUUAUCAGUCUGUAAGUUGCACCCUUUCAGCAAAAAAUCUAGCAGCGUUACCACACCAUUAACAUACUAUGAUAUGGUUUGAAUGGGACUCUAUUUCCUCUUAUCAAUAUCAUCAUGCCGUCUUGUUCUCUUUUCAGUUAUCACCCAAGAACUUCCCAUCUUCUGGAUAAAAUAUAAUCGUAAAACAAUCAUAAGCUUCAUGACUUGGAAGAAUUUUUUUUUUUUUCAUUUAAAAAAAUUAAGGCAAUUUAUAUUUUGUAGUGAUGAAUUUUGCAAGUCAAGUAUGAAAGAAUUACGAAAACGUGAAGUUUAAUCAAAGUUCGGAUGAUUAUGACCCUACAUCUUCCAGUGCACUCUAGUACAACUGUGUCGUAAUAGAAUAUUUAUGUAUAGAAAAUUAUAGAAAUGUUGAUUUUAAUGUAUGAACUCUGAGCACCCCUUAAUUUUUAUUCAGAAACUGAACUCGAAACUUUAAGUGUUCUCUAAUAACUGAGAAAUUAGGGGAGUUUAAUUUAACUGGGAACCCUCUCUGAUGUUGGAAGCUGUUUUUAGUACAAUGAGGCAAAAAUUAAAAAUUUUGCUAGUCAAAAUCAGUUUGAUUCGUGCACACCUCAGAGAGCUUGCUUCAAAAUCGACAUUUUUCAAACCUGUUUCCCCUCCCAGCACUCCAUCAGACUUGGUCUGUUGAUCACUCAUACUUGAGCCUUCUUUCCCUAACUGAUCAGAAUCUCAAAAGAUUUUGGGGGAUGCUGCGAAAUGGAGAGGGGUCAAAGUUGGAACUUUCAUGCUUCAAUAACUCAACCACUUUGAGUUUCUAAUUUGUGACAUCCAGAUAUUUUUUUCAUUAGUCCCAUGCCAUCAUGAUUUUGCUGUACCUGUUACCCUCAGUUUUCAGAUUGUUACUCUGAACAAGAUCAAUGGUCACAACUUCAUUACACGAUUCGUAAAUGAAUCAUUCCUCCCUUUUUGAGGCUUUAUGUCUUUAUCAAGAUAUACUAGUCAUAUAACUUAAUUUUGCACAGUCUUCAAAUCCGGAUUGUAAUUCUGACCAAGUUUUUGAAGAUCAUAGAUUGAAACUACUUUUUCCUCAUACUCUAAAAUUCUUGAAGUGCUGACAGUUACAGAAUAAUUCUCGAAAAGCAGUCUCAGCUAUUUUUUUUUUGUGGCAUCUUCUCACUGUAAUUCUCUUCGUUGUCUCUGUAAAUACUAAGCAAAUUGGAGCACUGAAAUCUAAAAGCAGCUCUGUUGGAACCAAAGGUAAAUCUACCCUAAUUUUGGUUAGAUUUAACAGUAGGGAACCAACCCAUAAUUUUGCUAGGUUCGAUAUUAAGUGGAAAACUGCUCAUUACAUCCUACCAAACACAAUUUGUCUCUAAUAAGGUAUUUCUACCUCUUGUAAACAAAUGAGUUGUAGUAAAUUUUUACCGUGUUGCACAAUACAUGGUGAAGAAGCGACCAAAAUAAUUUAUGAACUUAGAAUUUUUUGUCACUUCCUGUGAACUAUGGAAGGUUUUUCUUAAGACUUUCAAUGAUUACAGACUUUUCAAAGAAUUGAGUCAUGAGAGAAAAAUGUGUAGAUCCAGAGCUGAAGUUUAAUUUGAUCCUCGGUGAAUAUCUUUAAGUACCCAUUUUAUGUGCCAUAAAGACCUUCCAAGCUUUCAAACAUGAAAGCUACAAAAGUGUGACCCCUCAAAGCCAGUUUGAUGCAAGUUGAUUCCUCCAUUUAAACGGACAAAAUUAGCGGAAAAGUACCAAGUGGAUGAGCACAUUCGUGGUAUCACCAAUUUAUUUAGAGAAAUCAACAUCAGACGUGUCAUUUCUUGUCCAAGCCCUAAAAAUCAGCUCCUUUCUGCUAAGCUAGCUCUUGGUCCAUUCAAGUGAUGAAAGACUGAAUGACCAUCAAGUCUGUUUUAAUCACGUAUUUUUUCUGUAUUUUCCCUGUUUAAAACCGACCAGUUUCAUCUGAAAAUCUGAUGGUCAUUUUAGUUUGUAUUCAGUGUCGCCAGUCAUCAGGAAAAAUUAGAUCACCUCCCACCUUCGUUUAUUUUUGUCCGCCUUAGAAUUAAGUUUGAUUGUCUUAAUUUUAAGCACCUGAUAGUAACUCAGCGCUUUAUUGAAGUGUGUAGUUUUGAAAAACAAAAUGUUUACCUUUUACUAUUUAAAGAUUGAUCUCCAAAGAUCGUCGAAUUGAAAAGUAAAAAUUGCAUUAUAGAAUGAAAA